Messenger RNA from Amborella trichopoda, 2234 nucleotides. RefSeq lists its product as uncharacterized. Lineage: Eukaryota; Viridiplantae; Streptophyta; Magnoliopsida; Amborellales; Amborellaceae. The record is from RefSeq and is a predicted model, not a curated record.
UUAUUAUUAUUAUUUUGCGAUGCAGGAGGUAAUAGUGAGUUGCAGAGCUCGAAUAGAGGAGGAGAGGCUUACAAUGGCGCCUAGACAUUUUCUUCUCCUUUGGUUAAAUGCUAGGGUUUUCAGGUUUAGAGAUCGAGCCCCGUAAAAUCAGAGAUGGUGGAGAUGGCAGUGAGAGCACUGAUUAGAUCGUCUGUAAAACUGUUGAAGAGGAUUUGCUCGCUUCUCUAGUGCUGCUACCUGAACAACAACCAUUUAUUGGAUGAUGGAGCGCUUCUCCUUUGGAUCUGAUACCGCGGCUGACCAUGAGUGCAUCUUUCUAGACCUCAUUAAUCCAAAGCAUUUGGCAGGAUUCGAUGGACAGGCCUACUUCUCUUCAUCGCGUGGUCCUGAUCCUCUGCAUGCAGUCUUACUGCAAAAAAACCUGCAUGCCACCACCACCAGCACCACGGCAGCUGCCGCUGCCGGAGACAUGAGCCCCCCAACCAUAGAAAAAGCAAAAGACUUUGAGAGCAAGCGACUAAAAGCCGAGACACAAAGAAGAAGACACGAAAGGAUACGCCCAGCUUCCUUGGACCUAAAUGAUCAAGUCGAGGUAUUGGGAGCCAUGACCAGCCUACACCCUCACCAUCAUCAAAAGGGUUCUUCACAUGCUCCACGUCGGACUGCCAACAACUGGCCAAGCCCCGGUACUCCAAUCUCAAGGCAUCCUGCCCCCAACAAAGGUUGGAGCUCAGAGCGAGUCCCACUAAAUCAUGGAAGGCAACGUUACAUUGGUCUUCCACCCGGACCCACCAAUGGGAGAGGAGGCCUGCCAUCUAAGUGGGAGGAUGCCGAGAAAUGGAUUUUCAGCCCUGUGACUUUGGUUGGAGGAGCAGAUGUUUCUUCUUCAACAUAUAGGAAUUCUGCUUUGGCCCCUCCUCCUCGCCGGCCAAAGUCGAAAAGUGGGCCCCUUGCUGUGGUGGGUCCAUAUUCUUCUUCACCUAUGGGUCCGGUGAAUAAGGCAGUGGAGCUCGGGGUUAUAAAUGCAGUUGAAGAGGGCCCUCAGAAUACUACUUUGGUGGGAUUUCAGGGUUAUCAAGUGCAGCCGUGUAUAGUUCGGUCGGCUAGUGUACAUGGGUGGUCGGAUCUUAUGAACCAGGCUACUGCUCAGAGCUCCUCUCAAGGGACAGAUGAGAAACCCUGGAGCAACAGCAAGGAUGCAUCGAGCAUGUGCAUGAUCUCCCCAGGAGUCUCGAGAAGGGAUGUGGCAACACAGAUGAGCCCUGGUGGGAGCACUAUCUCAUCUCCUACCAAGAGAAGGGCUUCUCUAUCUUCGUUAUCGUCAAAUUCCUCCUGUUCAGCCUUGGUAGUGGCAGAAUUGCAGCAGCCACCCCGUCUCUCCAAAUCAGAGACAUUGAGGGACGUCCAAGUGGAUGAGGAGUGGCAAUCAAAGAGCGGGGAAGGAGGAGCUCGGGCCUCCUCUUGGCUGUCUGUAGGUGCUGACAGGGAAUGGAAGAAGAAGGCUCUUGAAGUUCAGGCCUCAGUAUGGGAAGUUUCAGAAACAGCCAAAUGCAUGUCCAGGUCUAAGCGAGAAGAAGCCAAGAUCUCAGCUUGGGAGAACCUCCAGAGAGCGAAGGCCGAAGCAGAGAUACGAAAGCUAGAGAUGAAAUUAGAGAAGAUGAGGUCCUCAUCCAUGGAGAAGAUCAUGAAGAAAUUGCAGUCAGCUCAAAGGAAGGCUCAAAAGAUGAGGAUAUCAAUCUCUUCGACAAAGGCCCAAAAGGCAGCCAAAACAACGCAAAAAACCACCACAAUACGGAGGACACCACAGAUAGCUUCUCUAAGCGGAUGUUUCACAUGUCAUGCCUCCCCCUAACUGCUGAUGCUGGUUGGCCAUGACCCCUGCAUAUGCUUCUCUCAAAUCAUCAAUCUGCGUUUGGUGAAAUAUAAGGAAUCACUUGGCAUUAAUGCAAUAAAAUUUCCUAGACCCUGGAUCCAAUGCAGGACAUCGACUUUUUUCAUUUUUCUGGGUCAGGUGCAGAUAUCUGCAUGGAUGGUCUUGCCAUCCUCAAUCAACAUGAGAACGCUGGACAUGGCUGCAUACAGAUAUGGUACUAAUGUUGGUGGAGCGCACCUUGGUGCAAAACAUUCAAUCAAGAGCUCCAUAUGAGACUAAACAAUUCGGCAGUCAUCAUUUAAGUAUAGAUAUAGGCGUUUGAUUUUGUUUUGAUGGGAAAGCGGGUAGUUUGCUUCUCUCU